Molecule: messenger RNA, 471 nt
Organism: Pseudocercospora fijiensis CIRAD86
Lineage: Eukaryota; Fungi; Ascomycota; Dothideomycetes; Mycosphaerellales; Mycosphaerellaceae
Exons: 1
Source: RefSeq, a predicted model, not a curated record
AUGGCCUUGUACAGCGCAUUGCCAGCUUCCCCAGCCCACAUCCGUGUUGUAGAAUUGUGUUCAGGCACCGGGCCGUUGACCUGCCAGCUGAGAACGGUGAUACUGGGAGAAUGUAAAUAUGAGACUAUAUCAUAUUGCUGGUCGGAUGCGGCAGAGGAUGACCCGUUUCUCAUCGUUAACGAGCAGCGUGUCCGCAUUCGAAAAAAUCUCGCUAGCGCACUGACAAGGCUGCGGCUGUCAGACCAAGCUCGAACGCUAUGGGUCGAUGCCCUGUGUAUCAAUCAAACUUCGAACACUGAGAAGAGAGAGCAAGUGAGCAUGAUGCGGGACAUAUAUGCCAAAGGCGUUCACAACAACAUCUGGUUGGGCGAGGAAGAGCCUUCUACGGCUAGGGUACUGGAUUUUGCACGAGAUCUGGCGAGGCAAGGGAGCAAGAAAUCGUCGAAUGCGAUCUUCGCAUUGCUCUCGUCG